CAACAAUGGAGCCAUGGUCUGAUGUGAAUGUAGAGUGGAAUGAUGUACCUGCUUUCGAUCCGGGGACACCUGAUUCUCCUGAUAUUGACUCUGAUGGUGAAGAUAGAAGAGAGCGCAACGACUACAACAUUGAGAAGGAUGCCAUGAACUUUGUUGAUGAGCCUCCAGUGAAGCAUAACCUGUAUCCAGAGACAGAAUCAGAUGAAGAGGCAGACGUGGAAGAGAAUCAGAGAAAAGAGGUUCAGAGAACUAUCUACAGGCGCGAUCAGUUUAGAAGAGGCAGUGGGGAGUUGUUUGUUGGGCAGGUGUUCAUCAAUGGAAUUGCGUUUAAGGAAGCAGUGCUCGAUUAUGCUCUGAAAACGGGAAGGAACAUCAAGCAGAAUCGAUAUGACAGCACAAAGAUCGGAUUUGUAUGUGAAGGCAAAGGUUGCUCGUGGCGCGUCUACGCCUCAGUUGCAGCAAAGUAUCCCAACAAAUGGCAGGUGAAAAUCAUGAAGAAGGAUCAUACUUGUGUUCCUACAGGUACUUGUGAGAUGCUUAAAGUUCCACAAAUAGCUCGCUUGUUUGUUGACAAGAUCAGAGAAGAACCAGAAUAUUUCAUGCCCAUGAAGAUGGAGGAGCUUGUUAUGGAGAAAUGGAAGAUCAAUGUUAGUAGGCCGCAAUGCCAACAUGCUAGGAACAAGGCGGUCAGAUGGAUUGCAAGAGAGUAUGAUGAGCAGUUUGGGCGGUUGAACAAUUCAACCGAGUCAUUCAACAACUCCAUAGGUAAAGCCCGAGACAAACCCUUUGUACCUAUGUUGGAGACAAUAGCUCGCUUGGCAAUGGUUCGUAUAGCGAAAAGGGAUGUCAUCUGCAGCAGUUACGAAGGGAUUUGCACACCGUAUGUCGUUGAGAUGCUCGAGAAGUUGCACCAGAAAGCUUCAGAAUCGACGAUUAGACCUUCCACCAACCAGACAUAUGAAUGUACUACUAGCUAUGGCUGUGCACAUAGGGUUAACUUGGAGAGUAGAACUUGUAGUUGCAGGAGAUGGGAGAUUACAGGGAUCCCUUGUGAGCACGCCUAUGGAGUUAUGUUGAAGAAAGGUCUAGAGGCUCAAGACUAUGUGGUUCACUGGUUUAAGACACCUACGUGGAGGCGUACGUAUGCUGAAGGGAUUGUACCAUUGCGUGGAGCAAAGUUCUGGCCCGUAGGAGAAGAACCAUCUAUAAUUGAACCUGUGAUCCCAGAUCAACCAGGCCGUAAGAAGGUGACUAAAGCAGAUAAAAAGAGGAAGAGAGGAGUCAAUGAAUCACCAUCGAAGAAAAAAGACAAGACCUUGAAGCGGAUCAUGCACUGUGGGCAAUGUGGUGCUGCUAAUCAUAACAUCAGGUUCCAUAAGAACAAGACUUUUGUGAGUGGUGAAUCUUCUCAGCCUGAAGCCUCCCAAGGUGUUUGCACUCAAGGCUCUCAGUCUAGGAAGUGAAUAUGCAAAGAAGAGAAGAGAGAUUUGAAGAAGUGGUCUGUUUUUGUGGUGUUUUAAGUGUUUUUUCUCGGUUUUAGGUGUUUUUUUGAGGGUCUAGGACCUUGUUUCUCGGCUUUAGAUUCCUUUUGCACGUUUCAUGACCUUGUUUCUCGGGUAUAUGAACUAGUUUAAUGGAUUUAGACUCUAUUUUAGUGUGUUCAAGAUAUGUUGCUGGGUCAAUGUAUGAUAUUUUAAUGGCUUUAGUCAUGCUUUUGAAUGCUUUUGAAAGGAUUUAGAAUUCUUGAUUCUCACAAUUUAACAGCAUAAUCAUCUUAAAAUAACAUCCUUCUUUCAUCAUUUUAAACAACAGACACAACAUAAAUCAUCAUCUUAGACAACAGACACAACAGAAACAAACUAGACACUUAAACAUACCACCAUUAGACAUAACAAAUCGAGAAAAAUUAUAGUAUCUUAGCCAACACAACCAUCCCCACACAUCCUAAAACAACAAGCACCAGCGCCUUCUUCACCUCACUUUUGACUUCAUUCACAACAUCUUCCAUUCUUGCAGAAAUCUCGGUCUCUAACUUCAAUCCAAACUCUUCAAACUUUGUCUUCUCUUCUUGGGCAUCCCUUUCUUCUUCCACACGACCAGUCAACAUGCCCUGUUCAAGUCUCCCUAUCCUAAACGACAAUGCUUCAACCUCAUCCAACAAAGCCUCAUCAACCCAUUUGUAACUGUGAUUAUCAUUACUCAGCUACAAACACAGAAAAAUUGAUUCACCCACACAUUUUGAACAAUCACAUUUUGAACAAUCACAUUUGUAACUGUAAUUAGAAACAAACUAACCCUUUUCUCUGCCGCAAAAGCACAACGAAAGUAUCUUCUGCAAGGAUUUGGCUUCGAAUUUGACAUCAAGGGGAUAACUAAUUCUCCACACCAACAUCUCUUCGGAACACCAACAACACGACCUCUUGCUCGACCCGUAGAGACUCCACUCGAAUUUCCCGAUUCAUGACUCAUACUUUUUGGGUCUGGGCAAAUAGAAUCUCUCUCUGAAUUUUUAGGUUUUAGGGUUCUAAAGACAUGAACUCGAUUUUGGGGGUUUUAAAGGGGUUUCGGGUCGGGUUUAAAUCGUUUCUUACUCGGAUCUUUAUCUGGGUCGAAGUGUACCAAUACGAACCGGUUUACUAUCGGUUCAUGUAAUAAACCAUUAAAACCAACUUAAAUCUUGGUUGAGGGGGAAACGGGUUUCGAUCUUUUCUCGUAUGUGGAAAUGCGUUGUUAUAGUUGGUAUGUGUGCAAUUGGGACGAGGCUUAAACUUU
Raphanus sativus (radish) is the source of this 2772-nucleotide messenger RNA. RefSeq lists its product as uncharacterized. Bases 6 to 1463 code for a protein of 485 amino acids. NCBI's taxonomy places the organism in Eukaryota, Viridiplantae, Streptophyta, Magnoliopsida, Brassicales, Brassicaceae. The record is from RefSeq and is a predicted model, not a curated record. The transcript has 2 exons. Gene Ontology annotation, molecular function: zinc ion binding.